AUGCGCUCGUUGUGGUCGCCGAAUCGGGCUUCCAGCCGCUGCAGAAUUGAUAGGGCGGCAUUCUCGUCGCCGGUGCGGAGUGUGGAGAGGAAGAGGUUCUCGUGGAUGGUCCAUGUCUCGGGUGUCUCGCGCGAGAAGAGGAGCGAGAGGGGCCAUGGGAGGUUCGACGUUGGUGUUGUAGAGAGGACGAGAGGGGCCUUUUGGGACAGCGCAAGGGCGGUGGGCGGCGGUAUUUGUGCGGGUGGAGAGAGAAGGUUGGCUUGUGUCAUGUUGGCGAUUGUUUGCGUCGCGGACGGGUGUGGAGUGCGUGUCAAUGGCGACAGAGUGUCUGGAGAAGCAUGUGGAGUUAGGUUCGAGAAAUCCCUCUUCGACCUCAUUCGGGGCCUCCGAAACCACAAGGGCAGCGAACGCGAAUACAUCGCCGAGAGCAUAAAAGAAUGUCGCAAGGAAAUAAGGACCAACGACAUGGACCUCAAGGCCACGGCACUCAUGAAGCUCACGUAUCUCGAGAUGUUCGGCCACGACAUGUCCUGGGCUAGCUUCAACGUUCUCGAAGUCAUGUCAAGCUCCAAGUUCAAGCAGAAGCGCACAGGAUACUUGGCUGCAGUACAAAGCUUUCGACGAGAUACCGAGGUCCUAGUGCUCGCAGAGAACCAACUCAAAAAGGACAUCAUGAGUUCGAGUCCACAAUACAUCGCGCUCCCGCUCGGAGCCAUCCCUCACGUCAUAAACCCGAGCAUGGCCAAUUCGGUUCUCUCCGACUUGAUACCACGAUUGACGCACUCGCAUGCAAUGGUCCGCAAGAAGACGGUCGUGACACUAUACCGGCUGGCUCUUGUGUAUCCGGAGACGCUACGACCUGCGUGGCCCAAAAUCAAGGAGCGCUUGCUAGAUGACAACGAGGAUGCGAGCGUCACAGCGGCAAUCGUAAACGUCGUCUGCGAGCUGGGAUGGAGGAGACCCCAAGACUUCCUACCGCUCGCACCAAGAUUGUUCGAUCUCCUAGUAGAAGGGGGAAAUAACUGGAUGGCUAUCAAGCUCAUCAAACUUUUCGCAACAUUGACUCCGUUGGAACCUCGACUUAUCAAGAAACUGCUUCCUCCGUUAACCAAGAUUAUACGGGAGACGUCUGCUAUGUCAUUGCUUUAUGAAUGUAUCAGUGGUAUCAUUCAGGGUGGCAUUCUGGAAGCCGUGGAAGGUACCGCAGAAGGCGACGAGGUAGCAAAGCUAUGUGUCGGCAAACUACGAGGCAUGAUGAUAAUAGAAGGAGAUGCAAACCUAAAAUAUGUCGCACUACUCGCCUUCGAAAAGAUCGUCAAAUCACAUCCAUACUUGGUUUCUCAGCAGCAAGAUGUCAUCCUCGAAUGCAUCGACGAUCCAGACAUCUCGAUACGAAUGCGUGCUUUGGAUUUGGUGGUCGGUAUGGUCAAUCCAGACAAUCUCACAGCCAUCGUGGGUCGAUUAAUGCGACAACUUCGGAAUGCACCCAUUGCGACAGCGGCAAGUGAUCCUAACAACGACCGGGCCAGACUUACUGGCAUAACGCCCUACGGUGAUGAUGAUUCUGACGCAGAAGAGACCCUGCCGCAGCACGAACAGAAAUCCGACCAACCGCCGCCGCUGCCAGAUGAUUACCGCAUCAGCGUCAUCAAGAGAAUAUUAGACAUGUGCUCACGCGACACUUACAGCAACAUUAGCGACUUUGAAUGGUACAUUGACGUCCUUACCCAGCUUGUCAGGGUAUCGCCGGCAACAAAAGCAUCCUCAGUUAUGGAAGAGGAGGAAGAAGUAGAACAUUCAGAUGACAUUGGUGGCGGCAUUGGACAUGAAUUACAGAAUGUUGCUAUCCGGGUAAAGAGCGUCCGAUCGGAAGCCAUAGAUGCCGCACAGUCGCUCGUGCUUGUUGAUCGAAGAGAUCAAAUGUUCCCAGCAUCUGGCAAUGGCGGUCAAGGUGUACUGGAAUACGCCGGUUGGCUUGUGGGAGAAUACGCCAACUAUCUUACUCGCCCAGAGCCGGUUAUGACGUCCCUACUACACCCCUCUUCUCUUCAACUAUCUUCGAGAACCCUUGCUGUGUACCUACAAGCAAUACCUAAGGUCUUCUCUAGCAUGGCUGGAAAUGAUCAGGUGUCAUGGACUCCGGAGCGCAAAACAUUAAUGUCCCUACUCAUGGCUCGAAUCAUCCAUUUCUUGGAGCCACUCUCUACGCAUCCCAGUCUAGAAGUCCAAGAACGAGCGGUUGAGUACCUCGAACUCAUGCGUCUCGCUGCAGAAGCUGCAUCUGGAACUGCUGCCAGCGCCGAUCAGGACACGUUUACCGAUCCACCCCUAUUACUUACACAAGCUAUACCUGCGCUGUUCUCUGGUGCUGAGCUGAACCCGGUCGCUCCUGGUGCUCAACGCAAGGUUCCGUUGCCCGAAGACCUCGAUCUCGACACACCAAUCAACUCCAAUCUCCAGCAUCUGCUCUACACAGCCGACACAGAAGGGUUUGAGACAGAGGAAGAUGAUGUCUAUGCAGCCUACUCGGAGCCACCAACAGCAUACGCGGAAGCUCCUACAGUUGCUGCACCGGCUGCAGACCGUCUUGAUGCCCCGCAUAAAGAACCGACAUCAUACCAGAACGCAACCGAGGAUGAGUACCUGGAUGCUGACAUUAUUGCGCGUCGGAAAGCAGAGAGGAAAGAACGCUACAAAGACGAUCCAUUCUAUAUCGAUCCCGAAGCGGACAAAGGCAGCGGAGCAGUCACACCACUUAGUAGAAUUGUCCGGGAUGGCAAUAGAGAGAACAAUGAGUUGGACAUCGAUUCGAUCCCGAUUAUGGAACUCAACCUCGAUAGUAAAGGAUCAUCUUCUGAACAUCUGCCACGUUCUCGGAGUCCGCGCAAGCCGGUGCGAAAGGUCGAUAUUAUGGGCGAUGAGACGCUUGGACCUGCAGCUCCAGAUGCUUUGAGAGAUGAUAUUGUUCGGCCACAGCCAGGAAAAGCAAAGAAGUCAUUGUUGGAUGUGGACAGCUCUGGUCUUGCAGCAUUAAGCCUUGACGACGAUGGUACAUCGAAUCGCAAGCUUACACAGCUCGAUAUUGAAAGGAAGGCCCAAGAGGAUGCUGAAAUGAAGAAGGCGCUUCAAGAAGUUGAGCGAUUACGACUCGAGAUGCAGCGAGCAAGUGAGAGGUUACAUGUCAAAGAAGAGGUCGCAGUCAAGAAGAAGAAGAGAAAGGUUAGGAAGGUUGCCGUGGAAGGAGACGAUCCAGCUGAGACGCCACCACCAGAGGCGGAAGUCGGCGACGAGGAAAAGGCAACGCCUAUCAAGAAAAAGAAGAAGAAGAAGGUCAAGCCUGAAGGACAUGAUGAAGAAGUAGCUGAAGGCGAAGCCGAUGGUGGGGUAGAAGGCAAAGUCAAGAAGAAGAAAAAGAAGAGGCGGACUGUUGUCAUGGAUGAGGGUGCAGAUGCGCCAGAGGAGCAGUAGUUCAAGCACGUUGCAAUGUGUCUUGAUCUUGAACAGAUAAGAUUCCAAAACCUCAAUACCAUGAUAUCGGCUAUUCCAAGCUCUCCCAAUACCGCAAUGCUGCCUCUAUAACGCCGUUUGCCCUAUGUAAUUGACGCAAGAAAGUGGUCUCUAGACCUGCUACCCCUCCAAGCUCUUCAAAGCUUCUCUCCGCCGUGGUCACCGUUCGUGUGCCUUGUAUG
Messenger RNA from Alternaria alternata, 3689 nucleotides. RefSeq names its product Adaptor protein complex AP-3 delta subunit. NCBI's taxonomy places the organism in Eukaryota, Fungi, Ascomycota, Dothideomycetes, Pleosporales, Pleosporaceae. Bases 1 to 3468 code for a protein of 1155 amino acids. The transcript has 4 exons. Gene Ontology annotation, cellular component: endosome membrane; membrane coat; AP-3 adaptor complex. The record is from RefSeq and is a predicted model, not a curated record. Gene Ontology annotation, biological process: Golgi to vacuole transport; protein targeting to vacuole.